CAAACUGGUCCGGCGGUACAUAUAUCCGUAGUUCAUAUGUCAAAACACCACAACCUCAUCCCAUCCCAUCAUCCUCGACGUCUGUCCCAUGAACUACCCCGCGACAAAUGCCGAACAAUUGAAGCAUUCAUCCGGGACGGUCCACGAGCCUUUUAAUCGCAGCAUCUAUGGAUAAUGCUUCCAGGCUAAACUGACGGCACUCAUGUUUCUGUCAUGGGAUGGUACCUGCCUGCCACUAUAAGCUUUCAUGCACUAUGCAAUCAGCCGGCGGUAGAAAUGGCGGGGAUCCGAUUUUAGAGCGGAGAAUUUCAAAGUCCAUCAAAGCUUCCAUGGUCGCCGAAUAAUAGAGUUGACGAUCGAAUUGAAGCAUAUAGCGAUGAUCCUGCUGAUCCCAUGAUAAUUCUAUCAUGGUUAAUGAUCACAUCGAACUCGCGGCAUUCUAAGAUGACUGAUGAUCCCGCUGAACUCAAGCCGCUAGACGCAUAACAAGCAUUGAAUGCAACGUCGGCUCACACCGUUCAUGGGACUACGGUCCUAUUCUCCUAAUUUGAAAUAAGCCACCAUUACCCCACCAUAUAAACGACUCUACAUCGACUUGGCGGAAAACUGCCUAAAUGAUGAUCGAAUCUACCGGGACCCGUUGACAGGCCUGACAGUAAGAUGCCUUCAUCCGGAACCCGUUUGUAGGCGUGUAUAAAGGCACGACACUUCCACCCAGGUCCAUGAACAAGACCAGCCACCAGAACUCUUAAAACGGAUCACUUCUACAAAUCCAGCAAAAUGGUCUCCUUCACCUACCUCCUUGUUGCUGCGUCCGCCGUCGCCUGCGUCUUCGGCGAAGAGCCUACCAGCCCCAACCCCCGCCUCAAGAAGCGCACGAACCAGACCGGUACACAUGAUGGGUACUACUACUCCUUCUGGAGCGACGACCAAGGCCAGGCAACAUACACCAACAAGGCCGGCGGUGAGUACGCCGUGACCUGGGGCGGCCAGGGCAACUUCGUCGCAGGAAAGGGAUGGAACCCCGGAAAGGCCCAGACAAUCUCCUACUCCGGAACCUUCAGCCCCAACGGUAACGGCUACCUCUCCAUCUACGGCUGGACCCGCAGCCCACUGAUCGAGUACUACAUCGUCGAGUCCUUCGGGACCUACGACCCCUCCUCAGCCGCCGCCCUCAAGGGCACCAUCACCGUCGACGGCAGCGUCUACAACAUCCUCCAAACCACCCGCACCAACCAGCCCUCUAUCGACGGCACCUCGACCUUUCAGCAGUUCUGGUCCGUCCGCCAGAACCACCGCACCAGCGGCUCCGUCGAUGUCGCUGCGCACUUCAACGCCUGGGCUUCGCACGGCAUGAACUUGGGGACGCAGCACAACUACCAGAUUGUUGCUUCGGAGGGUUACCACAGCAGUGGAUCGGCUGAUAUCACUGUUGGGUCGGCUGGCACUGGUACUACACCUACCAACCCGCCUACUUCGAGCACCCCACCUUCCAGUGGCAACUGCGCUGCCCUGUACGGACAAUGUGGUGGACAGGGCUGGACUGGCGCCUCUUGCUGCGCUUCUGGAACUUGCAAGCUUUCCAACCAGUGGUACUCCCAGUGCUUGUAAAUUGUCAAGCAAAACAUCUAUUCAAGUAUUUAGUUAGGGGUGGUUGCACUUGCGGCCACCUCUUUUAUAUAGUCAAGUCCUUUUAUAUAGUCAAGUUGUCAUCUAUAUCAAUUGAUUUAUACCUAAUGG
This is a messenger RNA of Pseudogymnoascus verrucosus, 1740 nucleotides long. RefSeq lists its product as uncharacterized. Gene Ontology annotation, cellular component: extracellular region. Bases 781 to 1611 code for a protein of 276 amino acids. Gene Ontology annotation, biological process: xylan catabolic process. The record is from RefSeq and is a predicted model, not a curated record. The transcript has 3 exons. Gene Ontology annotation, molecular function: cellulose binding; hydrolase activity, hydrolyzing O-glycosyl compounds. Lineage: Eukaryota; Fungi; Ascomycota; Leotiomycetes; Thelebolales; Thelebolaceae.